Messenger RNA from Diorhabda carinulata, 1317 nucleotides. RefSeq lists its product as uncharacterized. The record is from RefSeq and is a predicted model, not a curated record. NCBI's taxonomy places the organism in Eukaryota, Metazoa, Arthropoda, Insecta, Coleoptera, Chrysomelidae. The coding region runs from base 1 to 1317 and encodes 438 amino acids. The transcript is spliced from 4 exons.
AUGGUGCAGUGUUGGGCACCUAGCUGUAAGCAUUACAAUGUCAGAGAGCGUUGUAAGUUUUAUAGAUUUCCAAAGGAUCCAAAAGUAAGAAGCAAAUGGAUAAAGCUAACAAGAAGAACAACAGAACCAGGUCCCGGAGCUUUUUUGUGUAGUUGUUAUUUUGUAGAUGGAAAAAAAGAAAAUGGGCCAACCAUUUUUUUACACAAUGAAGGAAAAAUGUUUCACGACCAAUAUCCCCAGAAAAAGAAAAGACCACUUCAAGAUGGGUUGGAAUUGCAAAUUGAACCACAAGCAUCUACGUCAAAAGAAACAGACGACUUCUCUCAAAGCAAUCAUGUUAUGACAGAAGCAGAAAACUAUUUCUUACGACAAAGUCUAGAAAAAGCUACAGGUAGUCUCUCUCACUUAUCAGAAACAUUCUCCUUUGAUCAUAUUAGGAGUGAUAAUAAUUUGGUCAUUUUAUAUACUGGUUUGCCUACAACAGAUGUAUUCAUGGCUCUGUAUCAUUUGUUGGAAAAAAAUGAAAUAAGAUAUUAUUUUAAAUGGAAGGUAGAAAAAAUGAGAAAAAUUGAUGAGCUGCUCAUGACUUUGAUGAAAUUGGAACAAAAUUUUCCACAUCAAGAUUUAGCAGUAAGGUUUAAUGUUUCACAAGGCACAGUCUCAAAUGUUGUAACAACAUGGGUGCAUGCCUUGCAUGAAAUUUUAUCCAAACAAUUCAUGUCUGAAAUACCAGAUAGAAGUAAAAAUCAGUUGUGCUUACCAAACUGUUUUAGUAGUUUCACAAAUUGUAGAAUUAUAAUAGAUUGUACGGAAGUUUAUACUUGUAUAAAUCGCCAAAGUAGGUCUUCCCAGAAGUUGACGUACAGCUCAUAUAAGCAUAGAAAUACAUGCAAAGGAUUAGUGCAACAUCAGACAAAAAAAAUUGUCAAAGAUUGUGGAAUCUUAAAUCAACUUAAACCUGGAGACUUGGUAUUGGCAGAUAAAGGAUUCCUAAUUAAAGAUUUAAUGCCUCCCGGAGUUCAUAUUAACAUUCCCCCAUUUCUUACAACUCCUCAAUUCACUACAGAACAAGUUCAUCAAACUGAAUGCAUUGCUCGAGCAAGGAUUCAUGUGGAGCGUGCUAUAAGGAGAAUGAAGGUGUUCAAUAUAUUAAAUUUAAUUCCACAUUCUUUGUUACCACAUGCUGAUGCUGUGUUUCAGGUAGUAGGGGCUUUAACAAACUUGCAGUAUCCUUUAAUUAAAGAAGUUGGACAACUUUAUUAUAAAGGGAUUCAAAAGAUUGAUCAUAUCGUUAGAUUUUGUAUAAAUAGUUUUUAA